UCUAGCUUCAUGUACCUCCCUCAUAGGUACCGUGAUCAGGUACCCUUACCGCACCUCCUUGUUCAAUUCAACAUUCAGCAUUAACAUCCCACUGCAUACUUCACAUCCCUUCAUUUACUCAAACACACAUACCCAAAAAGAUCUAUCAUUCUCACGCGUUUUCAUUGGAUAUUCAUGUGUCAUUUGGAACUGCCCUCUUGUUUCACGAACAUCUACUUAGACGACACCUUACUGGCCCACGCACCACGGACGAGAUGGAUCACUUGACGACGACAAAGCAUACCACCGACACUGAGGCAACACACACGCAAAAGAUUGCUGGACAGAAACGGGACGCCAGCGCAAUCACAACAGUCAGCUCCCAGGGAUCUUCUGCAAGUUCUGGUGAGGGUUUGGAAAUUCGCAAUGAAAGCAAAAGAGAAGGCGAAGUCAAACGCCCAAAGCUCGGCGAAGAGCAGACGAGCAGCAACCGCAGUGAUAAUAACAUGGCUUUGAUCGAGGAAACCAGCAUGGAAGGCCGGCAAUGUUUUGUUACAGUGGGCGCUACCGCCGGAUUUCGACCGUUGCUUUCAGAGGUCAUCACACCAGAGUUCCUCAACUGUUUGGCCGACAACCACUUCGACCUUCUCAAAGUACAAUGCGGCGAGGAUUUCGAGUGGUUCGAUGAACAAGUCAAAUCUUUGCCUUCUAGUCCCGUCACGAUAGAACGCUUUGCUUUUACAGAGAACAUGGCCAAACAUUAUAUUAGGUCACGGGGUGAGAUGUCCGUGAGAAUGCCGGGUGUGGUGGUUGCUCACGCUGGCUCUGGAACAAUUCUCGAAGUACUCCGGCUUCAGGUACCAUUGGUGGUGGUCCCCAAUCCAACUCUGAUGGACAACCACCAAGCUGAGCUUGCUCAAGAGUUGGAAUCUACAGGAGACGCUGUAUAUGGUAGGCUAGGGAAAUUGACCGAAGCAAUCGCACGCUCGUUAGAACUAGUCGCCCAAGGUCCGCUCAAGCUCAAAGAUCUCCCACCAUACUCACCGCCACCAUUCCCGGUGCCCGAUUCGGAGCGCGUGACCUUGUUUGACUGGAUGACGCUAACUUGCUAUCCAGAUGAGUUACGCAAGCAGCAGCACUUGCAAGACCUCAGGAAUGUUGAGAAGAGCUUUCAGCGAGAGUUGGAGCAAGCCAAAGUGCCCCAAACAGAGACAGUUCAGGAUCGCCGCCAGCGGGAUCUUGACUAGGCGUCACUGUUAGCGGUUCAGUUGGUAUUGCGUGACCAGGGCGGCGAUUCAUACAACUUGAUUUCGACAUGUGAAGUUCCAUCUUUCAAAAGAGCUUACAUACACCUUCAAUGUGGCGUAAACGUGGAACUCACAUAACGUGCCGUCUGCGGCAUGAUUACUGAGAAGAAUUCCACAACCGGAUUUUCGGACUAGGCACAGUCUGUUCCUGUCGAGUUCCGUGAGGGCUGUCGAUGUCUUAAGCAAUAUCACCACCGUACAACGACAGCUGAAGCCCACUCUCCACUAUCAUCAAUUCAUACAAUCUCGCAGCACAUAGAGCGCAUGCGAUACAUAGAGGGUCAUCUUUCCGCUGCCACAUAGCAUCAUUACUGAAACGACGGACAGUACCACAGGCCUGGUGUACACAAUGACCAGAUCGGCCAAAUCCACAAAAGAUGGAACGAGUUCCGGCUUGCCAGCAGAACUCGCAACUCGGAAGUGCAUACUAUAUUGGCUUGUUGGUCCAGUGAUAAACAUCGAGACCUGUAUCAGUGGACGAACCCAGUUCAGGGUGAGUAUCUGUCUCCCCUGGAUAGGUAAAAAGGGUGUGUAUGGAAGGAGCUAAAAAGAAAUGAUAAUAAUAAUAAUAAUGAUAAUGACAAAAUUGGCGGAUCGGUACCGAGAAUGACCUAUAU
Neurospora crassa OR74A is the source of this 1903-nucleotide messenger RNA. RefSeq lists its product as hypothetical. Bases 255 to 1226 code for a protein of 323 amino acids. The transcript has 3 exons. The record is from RefSeq and is a predicted model, not a curated record. Gene Ontology annotation, molecular function: hexosyltransferase activity. Gene Ontology annotation, cellular component: UDP-N-acetylglucosamine transferase complex; extrinsic component of endoplasmic reticulum membrane. Gene Ontology annotation, biological process: dolichol-linked oligosaccharide biosynthetic process. NCBI's taxonomy places the organism in Eukaryota, Fungi, Ascomycota, Sordariomycetes, Sordariales, Sordariaceae.